This is a messenger RNA of Sporothrix schenckii 1099-18, 204 nucleotides long. RefSeq lists its product as uncharacterized. The record is from RefSeq and is a predicted model, not a curated record. Lineage: Eukaryota; Fungi; Ascomycota; Sordariomycetes; Ophiostomatales; Ophiostomataceae. Bases 1 to 204 code for a protein of 67 amino acids. The transcript has a single exon.
AUGGAGUCUCAGUUCCACGCUUUCUACCAAGUCUCUGCACAGAGCAUUGUCGACAAGGCUGCCUCGAAGAAGGGCCAGACCGGCUCGAGCAGCAGCUCCGGCUCUGGUUCCGGCUCCGGCACCAGCAGCACUGACACGUCCCACACGUUCUCGGAGAAGUCCUCUGCGUACACGACGUCGUCGGGCCAGACUGGAAAAAAGUAG